This is a messenger RNA of Medicago truncatula (barrel medic), 1348 nucleotides long. RefSeq names its product primase homolog protein. The record is from RefSeq and is a predicted model, not a curated record. Lineage: Eukaryota; Viridiplantae; Streptophyta; Magnoliopsida; Fabales; Fabaceae. Gene Ontology annotation, molecular function: single-stranded DNA binding; 5'-3' DNA helicase activity. The coding region runs from base 91 to 1107 and encodes 338 amino acids. The transcript has 13 exons.
AGAAAGAAUGAGAGAGUUGUACAUUACAUUCAUCACAUCAGUCUACCAAACAUGUGAAAGAACAAAGAAGAGGGUGUUACUGAAAAUUGAAUGAAAUUGAGAAACAUGUCAAUUUGUCAGAGCUGGUGGCUAUGUCGUCCUCUCACCAAAUCACUUUUCUCCCCCCAAACUCAAAGGUUUUGGUGCCAUUCAUUACCACUUUCUACCAAAGUUAAAAUAUUGAAGCACAAAGUGGAACCUCUUGGUAUCAGCUUAGAUAACUCCUGUUUGCCUGGGAACUACCAUAACCUCUUUUGUCCAAAGUGUAAAGGUGGACAGUUAAUGGAGAGAAGUUUGUCUUUUCACAUUAUCACUGAUGGUGAAUUUGCAAUCUGGAGGUGUUUCAGACCUAUAUGUGGUUGGGCUGGUCAGGUUUCUGCAGAUGACAAGGAACUGGACAAUAAACCUGAUGAGGAGAGCUUAGGGUUGGAACCACUUGGUCCUAAGCUUGUUGCUUAUUUUAAGGAAAGAUUGAUAUCAGAGAAAACCUUAAGCAGAAAUUCUGUAAGGCAACUCUCGGACGAAAAGAAUGUUAUUGCUUUUACCUAUAAACAAAAUGGGUUGAUUGUUGGUUGCAAGUACAGAACAAUGGAGAAAAGAUUUUGGCAGGGAAAAGUUAUAGACAAGGUACUUUAUGGACUUGACGACAUUAGUCAUGCAACUGAAAUCAUCAUUGUUGAGGGGGAAAUUGAUAAGCUUUCACUUGAAGAGGCUGGAUAUCAAAAUUGUGUUAGUGUUCCAGAUGGUGCACCUGGAAAGGUAUCUUCAAAAGAUCCGCCACCAAUAGAAAAGGACACUGCAUAUCAAUACCUGUGGAACAGCAAAGAUUACUUGGAUAAGGUGGUUCGCAUUAUCCUGGCUACUGAUAAUGAUCCACCAGGUCAAGCUUUAGCUGAAGAGCUAGCACGGCGCCUUGGGCGAGAAAGGUGUUGGCAAGUACGCUGGCCAAAGAAAGAUGAACUCAGCUUCUUCAAAGAUGCAAAUGAGUGUCAAGUUCUUCAUACAUAUAAUCAUUCAAUUGUGGCUAAUGGGCCUAGGUUCUCAAAUACAUGGGAGCUAAUGCUUUGAAGAGAAUAGUUGAAAAAGCAGAGCCAUAUACUUGUGCACACUAGGUAAUUCCAUGAUUUUUAUCUAAGAAUAUGAAGAUGGAUGUAGGUAUGAACAAUUGUAACUCUUGGAUAUUAUUGACUCAAAUCUUUUAUAAUAUUUAGUCAAAUGUAAGGUUUUUAAUAGCAGUCGUGGUAACUGUCCCAUUGUGAUCCUUAAUUUUGUAGAGAAUCGCAGUGAAAUGUGGUUGUUGCAACUUUAA